ACAUGCGGAAGCGAGGUAACUUGACACAAGGCCGUGAUCGCGUGCCUCCACCGGUUCUUACAACAACAACACGUAAUGCUGAGGGCGAUCAAUCAAAACAACAGAAAGGGAGCUCUGCCAAGAAAAAACCAUGGUACCGGCGACUAACAACGCUGGCAAAAAUUAUCUUUGUUCUGUUGAUCGUUCCACCCUUCCUUAAUUAUGCAGCCUUACAGAAGGAAAUGGCCGAGCUUAUGCCUGAAGGUCAACUUUAUGAUGUUGGAUGGGGCCAGAAGUUAUUCAUGUCCUGUAAGGGAAAAGGCACUCCAACAGUUAUCCUUGAUGCCCCAACUGGGAUGACCUCAGAUGUGUGGAGUUUGGCUGUUCCUUUGAUUGCAAAAGUCACAAAGGUGUGUGUGUAUGAUAGAGCAGGAUUGGGCUUCAGUGAAAGACCUCGCAGGAACAUGAGCUCACCUGACAUGCCUGAAGACACACAGGCAGCUGACCAGAACUUCAGGGACAAGAUGGUGCCAUUCUCAGCAGAAACAAUGGUGGAAGAUUUCACAGUGUUGUUCACGCAGGCUAGUCAGCAGGAAGUGCCAUUCAUUCUGGUUGGGGCAGAAAUUGGGGCAAUUGUAGCAGAGUUUUACACUCAGUUGUAUGAAGGGAAUGUAGCCGGGCUGGUCCUUAUCAAUCCUUUGUCUGAAGACAUUUUUAAACAACAAAAUAGUGUCUGGUCACAGUUUUGGUUUGGUCACCUGUUACCCUCAUUCCAGUCUCUUCAACUGGGUGCGGCAGUGGGGCUCACCCGAAUUGCCCUGCUCCUGGGGCUGGUUCAUCAGCCAUUGCAGCUAGCAGACUUACCUGAGGAGAUCGUGAACAGACAGAAACAUCUUCUGUGUCACCCGCGCCACAUGAGCUCAGUUGUUGACGAACAUCAUUUUAUCAAUGAAACAUUUGACCAGUUACGACUGGUGAGGAGGAUGAAACAGUUUCCUGGUAACAUCUCAGUAAUGAUCAUGACGGGCAACUACUACGAUGAACAACUGCCAAGUCAACUGAACAAGGCCUGGGCGAAAUCUGAACAGAAUCUAAUCUCACAGCGUUUUCCUAACGCUCAACAGAUAGUCAUCAAUGGGGCCGACCAUCACAUGUUAUAUCGCAAGCCAUUGGCUGUGGCCGAACCAAUCAACAGAAUGGUUAGAUUAUAUAGACAAAAACACAGACCUGUAAAAGCGCCUAUUUUAACUGAAAAAAUAAAAACUUCUUGAUUGUUUAUUAUAUGUAUACCAUGCAGUUGUGUUGUUUAUUCAAAACUGGUAUUUGCGG
Molecule: messenger RNA, 1308 nt
Organism: Liolophura sinensis
Lineage: Eukaryota; Metazoa; Mollusca; Polyplacophora; Chitonida; Chitonidae
Exons: 12
Coding region: 3-1250 (415 amino acids)
Source: RefSeq, a predicted model, not a curated record